This is a messenger RNA of Cynoglossus semilaevis (tongue sole), 1622 nucleotides long. Its product is annotated as synapse differentiation-inducing gene protein 1-like. The coding region runs from base 518 to 1231 and encodes 237 amino acids. Lineage: Eukaryota; Metazoa; Chordata; Actinopteri; Pleuronectiformes; Cynoglossidae. The transcript has 4 exons. The record is from RefSeq and is a predicted model, not a curated record. Gene Ontology annotation, cellular component: membrane; intracellular membrane-bounded organelle.
GUUCAGGGGGUUCGGGGGAUGACAGAAGGACCACCACCUGGGCUCUGUCUAUCUUUGCACGGCCCUGUGGAAAUGAUCGGCGCCGCUCGGAUAUAAUGGAGUUUACAGCCAAUCCCCGCCCUUGUUGUCUGAGCCGGAGCGGAGUGUGAGACUGUGCGUAAAAUCUACCUGUCAGACGCAGCAGCGGUGCCACAGCAGGAGCAGCGGAGCUCCGCGACCCGAAGUCCGUUCCUCCACAGACGCUUUUACUGCCACCACUACACCGGACACAUUAUAUCUUGCUGAUCGGACUCGGGUUUUUUUUUUAUUGUUAUUAUUAUUAUUAUUAUUUGUUUCCCUUUAAAACUGCCGGAGUGAAGUAUUGAGGUGCGUCUGUUUGUCUCCAUCGACUCAGUUGAGGGGAGCGGAGGAACGAUGAUCAGCAAACCUGCGGGAGGAUUUACCACGACAGGUUCCUACAACAAUCAAAUCCUCCCUGGUCUCCGGCCUCUGACCCUGUAGUGGUACCUGCAUCACCAUGGAGAGUCUCAGUGAGCUCCAGAACCCCCUGCUGGACAAAACCAGCAGACACGUGGUCCAGAACGACUACCAGGGAUACCAGUGUGAGUACCGGAACCAGCCGUACCAGGACGGCCUCAUUGGCUACUACUACACCGGGACUAAUGACAAACACAAGACGCAGCAGUUUCUGGACGCCACCUCCCUGCAUCUUGCCGUGGAGGCGUUUUACGGGCCUAACUUUAUUCUGUACAAAGACAACGUGAGUCUUCACAGCAAGGACUCCAAGAGCGAGAGCUUCGAGACCACCUUCACAGAGACCAAGGACGCCGUGUCAGACGGGGUGUUGACAGAAAACAGUGCACAGGCAGAGAAGGAUGCCAAGAUCCAGACGGUGUCGUACGAAGUGGAGGACGAGCAGGGACCUGAGUAUGAGAGUGACAGCUCCAGCGACAGCGAGAGCGAGGACAACUUCAUCGUGCUGCCCCCUCGGGACUACCUCGGCCUAACCAUCUUCUCCAUGCUCUGCUGCUUCUGGCCCUUGGGCAUCGUUGCCUUUUACUACUCUCACAAGACCGGCAAGGCCACAGCUAAAGGAGAUUUCUCCAGGGCAGGAAUAAGCUCCAGAAGAGCCCUGUUCUUGGCUGCUCUUUCCAUAACCAUUGGAACAGGCAUGUAUGUGGGGGUGGUAGUAGCUCUCAUAGCCUACCUGUCCAAAUCUGGACACGUAUAACACUAGAAUCAGCUUGCUUUAGGGGGAGACGGAAGGUGAAACGAGGCGACGGUGGAAGACAGUUGGACAGAUUUCUGCUGAAAGUAUUUGUCUCUGCUGCUACCGGCUGUGCACGGAAAGAGGCAGUGUGCGGUAAGACGCAGUGUGCACCAAGGUCUGGACCAAAUAUUUGUUUGUGGGACGCAACAAUGUUUGUCAACGCCAUUGCAGACAAAGGAGAGUGAAGGAAAAGAACCCUGCUUUUCCACGCACACAAAAAUCUGUGUAUUUACUGUACAUUGUAAAAUGUAAUUGUACUUAUGACGUGUAAUGAAGUACACACAAUACUCGUUCCCACUGUUGGACAUAAACAUACAUGUCAGCUGCAGAAGUGAACAUUUGGAGAAAGGUU